Drosophila virilis is the source of this 688-nucleotide messenger RNA. RefSeq lists its product as uncharacterized. The record is from RefSeq and is a predicted model, not a curated record. NCBI's taxonomy places the organism in Eukaryota, Metazoa, Arthropoda, Insecta, Diptera, Drosophilidae.
GAGCCUCAGUCGACCAAUUUCUCUAGUCGAAUACAAAUCGCCAAAUAUAGAAAAGUAUUAACAUAUAGAGUUCACUCCGUAAAAUUGCCUUGAACCAAAAGCAAAGCGUUUAUUUUAUAAAUUCAUAUUCAUAGACUAAAGAAGCCAAGAGAUGUACUCGGACAACGAUGCGUAUACCGUGGGCACGUCCAGGCAGGAUACAACUAGAUCUAUGCCGGGCAUAGCUAGACGACCGCAUGGUUUCACAUCCCUGCAGUUGCUGAAGCAGAACAAAGAGAAGAAAGCUAGACGCAUGCAGCUAGCCGAGGAGAAUUUGGAGCUGGAAUCUGAAAUGGUCAACAUGUCCACGCAGACGGACAGCUCGAUUGUAAUCCUCUGGAUGCACGAAUUGAUGGGCUUACUGCGUCCGAUGGUGCCGCGGAGUCGUGUCUGCUGCUGCAUCUGGUCCGAUUAUCUUACUGGACGGCACAUUCGUACCACAUUCUAUUUGUUGCUGGUUAUCGCUGUCAUCGUAUUGAAUUUGGAUGUGCUUUUGAGCAUUUGCGAAAAGUGCAAGAAAUUGUCGAAAUUUUAGUUCAAUUUUUGUUUCUCAAAUGAGUCCACAAAACGUUUGCUUCAACAAAUAUCUGUUGGCAUAAUAUCAACUGAUCUGUGUUCGUAGUAAGCCAAUAAUAAAUAUGUUGAGCUA